UCAAAAAAGAGCGUAAACAUGCGCAAACCAUUACCGUAGGCCUCAGUCCACCAUGAUGUUGUGGGACUCAGUGCCUUGCUCGCCCCGCAGCAAGCAAGUUUUAUCCGCUUGGUCUCGGCCAUGCCGAUGCACACUGAAAAGCCAGAAGAAGAGAAGCCGGAUGGCGAGCUGCUGGUGGAUGGCCGCAAGGGCGCGCCUGGCGAACCACCCCAUACCUUCCACGCCAUUGUUUUAGACAAGAUCGACCCGAAUCUCUAUUUGGCACGGCCGGAGAAUCUCUGGAAGCCGCCCUUUGCACGAGCGGUCUUUGGGGGGCAGGUGCUUGGACAGGCCCUAGCAGCUGCCAGUCAGACGGUGGUCGAAGGGCUUUCUCUUCAUAGUUUGCACGCUUAUUUUGUGCGAGCAGGACAGCCAGCUCAUCCCAUCAUUUACGAUGUGCGGCGCAUCCGGGAUGGCAACAGUUUCGCCACCCGAUCAGUGGCCGCAAAACAGGAAGGUCAAUGGACACUUGGCAAUGUGAGGAUCCAACGAAUGUCAGUGGCCGCAACUGGAGGCUGGUCAUCUACAGAAAGUAGAAAAUUGAUUCGUGGAUGGCUUCACAAUUGCAAGUGGAUUUGCUGUACUUGCGUCUUGCUUUGGGAUUGCACGGUUUUUUUUGCCUCAAAAUGGUAUGCCCACUCGAACCUGCUGGAGCGGGGAAAGGCAUCAAAGCCGUUUGUUGUGGGGAUCUCGACGCAUUCAGAGUUUGGGGGUGUGCUUGGUCACGUUUGAGCCCUGGGUGCGGCGAAACCAACUUGGAUGCCUAGGGCACUUUUUUGUGCUUUUAGAGCCAGGCACAAAAGCAAAAUUCUGCAUCGGUGAUGAUUAUUUGUGUAUGGUUGUGUCAUAUGACAUUUGAUGUCAACUUAUCAUUAGUCCUCAUUAGUCAUUUUUGGUCUCAGGUUCACUCACUUCAGAAGUUGCCCAGGCAGAAAUAGAGCAAACUGAAGUGUUUGACAGGUUCUAUCCCACUCCUGUACGGACUUCCUUGGGUGAGGCUGGAUGGAUCCAUUGUUUUGGGCGGGCGCUGGUGGAUGGAUCCACCUGUUCCAAGCAUUGCCUCCAAAUGGCCGGAUGUGUCUUCAGCAUUGGCUCGCUCAAGAAGGAAGUCCUUUAGCUAAGCCCAGCCCUGCAGCUUUUGCCCCCACGUGGCAGAAGAAACCAUGAUGAGAAGUAAGUCCGUUGCUUUGCCGCUGGCCUUGUUGGUCUUGGCUCUCAUCCUGAUUUGGCCGUCCACCUUCUCAGCUGCUCCAGUGGCUGAGAGCCCCGAACUCUUGAAAGUGUUGCGUCCCCUUUGCGCGGCUGGGUUGGCCUCAGCCGCGGUGCUGGGCGCGGGCGUCAGAUGGUGGCAGGGCGGGGCCAAUGUUAAGCUCGAAAGCGACCCCAGCGAUCUCAGCCUCAAGAAGCUCAGCACCAUGUUCUGCAAUCUCUUCGCCGUGUGGCUAGCCGUGGCAGCGUUUGCUGCGCUGAACCAGCCAGCUACGUUCACAUGGGUCAAGUCCAAGUAUUUUACCACUUUGUUGGGACUUCUCAUGUUCUCAGUUGGCAUCACCACCACCAUCAGCGACUUCAAGGAGUGCCUGAAACGCCCCGGUGCUGUAGCCAUUAACUUCAUCUCUUGCUAUGCCAUCACUCCACUCCUGGCCUAUUUGUUGGCCAAAGCCAUUGGUGCCGAUGGCCCCAUCCUCGCAGGACUCGUGCUGGUUGGAUCCAUCAACGGCGGCCAAGCUUCGAAUUUGUGCACCUUGAUUGCUGGUGGAGACGUGGCUUUGAGCGUUUUGAUGACAACGUCGACGACGUUGGGAUGCAUUUUUAUGACUCCCUUGAUUUGUCACUUGGUGCUGGGCGCUGUGGUCCCAGUCGAUGCUGGAGGCAUCGUAUUGUCGACCUUCCAAGUAGUCCUGCUACCCAUUUUUCUGGGUGUGGGCUUAAACACCCUGGUGCCCAAGAUGUGCAAGGCAGUGGCGCCAUUUACUCCUGUGGUGGGCGUCAUCUCCACGGUCCUCUUGGUCGGUGCCUCCGUGGCGAAGUGCGCCGAGCCGAUCCACUCAGCCGGACUUCCGCUGCAGCUGGCCUGUGCUGCUUUGCAUCUCGUGGGCGGCGUGCUGGGCUACUUUGCCACCCAGAUGAGUGGCUUUGACGAGAAGACCUGCCGCACCGUGGCCAUUGAAACCGCGAUGAAAUCCAGUGCUUUCGGCUUCCUUUUGGCUUCGCUUCACUUUGGUGCCUUCAAUGUCAGGGUUCCCUCUGCGGUGAGCGUGGUUUGGAUGGCCAUCGUCGGAAGCGUGCUGGCGGUCUAUUGGAAGGGCCGGCCCAUCACUUCGAGCAAGACACGUUGAGGACGGGCAGC
Durusdinium trenchii is the source of this 2389-nucleotide messenger RNA. The record is from the annotation of a GenBank genome assembly. Lineage: Eukaryota; Dinophyceae; Suessiales; Symbiodiniaceae.